AUGGACAUGUUGCAGCUUGAUAUGCUGUUUAGCGCAAAUGGCACCCCUUUAACGGCCCCUCUACAGGAGGCUGCCAAACAACGCGGGAAUAUCCCAGGCGAUAUCGAGAACUUGUUUCACUUUCCGGGCCAUCCUGACGGGAAGGUCCGUCUGUGGGUCGUUGACCGCAUCUUGGAACCCCAAACCGUUGCGCAUUUCCUGGAGUUUCUCGGGAUGGGCCUCCUGCCUGCGAACCGUGCACGACCUACUGGAGAGGAAGUUGGGAAUCUGAUGAAGCCAUACUCUGCCUGGGCCCCUGCUCCAUUCAAUCAAAUUACACGACCUGCAGUCGAGUCGAUCAUGAUUCGGAUUGGCUCUUUUGAAGAUCCAAGGCGGCUAGUAUGUAUCGCCAAGGAACUUCAUGCGAUGAAAUCUCGGAUAUGGGAAGGGAUCCUGCCGUUGUCUGAGAGACGCUGGAAAGACUUGAACCUGGAUGAUCCGGAAUACUUCCACAUUGCUUGCCGCUAUAUUGCCUCAGUCAUCAAUGUGUUCCAUUACCUCAAUCAUAGUGGAGUGAGCCGCGCCUUACGAGAGACCUUUAAUCUGAUAUCGGACCACCUGAAAGAGGCUGAGCAAGCAUUGAAUGCAGCACGGAGACUAGCUUCCGCGGACGGUACAUACCAGCGCGUGUCCUUGACAGAUUUAUGGUACGAAUUUAUGAGAGCCCACUACGACGACAUCUGCUCGAGGGCUCAUCAUUGGGUCAUCGAACACAUUCAACGUCUUCGUGCCCCGAUUCUGGAACAGCUCGCCAACUACCAACCCGAAUACGACUACGACCUGACACAAUGGGCUCUGGCUGACGCUCUUCACGAUCUGGCCGAAAAUGCCUCCCAAGCCGAUUCUACAAUAUUUAUACCCACAAACGGGUACAAGGGAAAUCCACAGCCUGCCUCCGCGUCCGAGAACGACCCAGGCGACCCUAUUCCUGGGUUUCUCGUCGAGCCUAUUGUCUGGUCUCCGAGUCUUUACCGACGGAGGAACACUUACAACGCCCGUGUCAGAUUUCUUUCCCGCCUAGAGAUGUAUUCAGAUCCUCAUUAUUUAGCACCUUACCUGAGGGAACCAGACUAUGUUUCAUCUGAUGUAAUAAUUACAGCGCGCAGCCAGGUCAUAGCCCAGGCCAGGGCACGACAAGAACUCCGUGGUGAAGAGCCGCCUCCGGGCCUUGACCCUUGGGUUACUCUGAUUCGACGUCACGUCCAUAAUCGCCCGAACUGUGGUUACGUGGUCUAUCGACUCAGUCAUAGCAACCCUGAAAAAUGGGACGACUUCAAAGCAAAGUUCGAAGCAGAUAUCUCGAACUGGGGCCAAGAAAUCUCCGACAUCGACGACGUUCGUGAAGUUUGCGAGCUUCAUUGGCUGGAUGGAAAGGAUUUGGAGAUCAAGGAUGGUGACAUCGAAGCGGCGAGGAAGCACUUCAACACAUAUGUCAAGUCUGAGGAUGUCUCCAACAAAGUUCACAAAGACGUCUUGCUUGUUAUCGACGAUUAUGUUAUAAAAUCGUACCUUGAUCAAGCCGAAGCCAACCUCGGGUUUGUUCUUGCAGUAGAGGCGGAAUAUGAACCGUCGGAGGACAACGAAGAGUCACCCGGGUAUUCGGGAACAUUGCGCGUUCUCGGUAGUCUUUUGUGGGAUGACCUUGGAGCUAUGCUGGUCACUCAGGGACCGCAUCUUGUUGACCUUUGGCCGCUUGCAAUGGCCCACCCUAACUCCAUUUACAUGGGCCCUAGGCUCACCCAGGUCCUUCGGUUCACAUCUUUGGCGGAAACGACGCGGUGGCAACUGGCGAACGCCCUGUUCCCCUCUCUAGUGCAGUACAGGAUUUCCACGAAUCAACGAUGA
This is a messenger RNA of Scedosporium apiospermum, 1884 nucleotides long. RefSeq lists its product as uncharacterized. The record is from RefSeq and is a predicted model, not a curated record. The transcript has 2 exons. Lineage: Eukaryota; Fungi; Ascomycota; Sordariomycetes; Microascales; Microascaceae. The coding region runs from base 1 to 1884 and encodes 627 amino acids.